Molecule: messenger RNA, 2364 nt
Organism: Macrobrachium nipponense
Lineage: Eukaryota; Metazoa; Arthropoda; Malacostraca; Decapoda; Palaemonidae
Product: trichohyalin-like
Exons: 2
Coding region: 1-2364 (787 amino acids)
Source: RefSeq, a predicted model, not a curated record
AUGAAAUUGGUUCAACUUCAUCAGUUGUUUGGCUGCGGGAAUACAGAUGUUCCCGUCAGAAAUGCUGUUAAUAAAUUGGCUCUAUUCUUAUUAGGAACGGUGUUUACCCUUGUACCUAUUGGAGAUAUGAUUUCAUACUGGAAAGAGAAGGCAAUAUCGCCCUCUUCAUCUACACGGACUCUUAACCACGGCACCGAAGAGAUAAUCUCUGCCCUCAAGGAUUUCUAUGAUAAACAGAUUCAGGAAAUGAAGGCUGAUCAUAGGAAUGAAAUUCAGGCAAUAAAAGACGAGUGUUCUUGUCUGAAGGAGAUGCUGGAGGAAAAAGACGAAUUUAUUCAGAUAGUUAUGAAGAAGAUUGAAAGGCCCCUGAAGACAGCCACAACAGGUCAAAAGGGCCGGGAGAAUAAGAAAGAAGAAAAGGCCAAAAAGGAAAGCAAUGAAUUGGCAGAGGCAAUGAAGGAGAUAGCUAAACUAAAAGAAGAUCUAGAGCAACUCCGGAGGGAGGUGAGAGCUGGACGGAUGAACGAAAAGGAUGCCAAGCAAUCGGGAAAUGGGCCACACAAAGUUGGAGAGGAAAACCUGCAUCCACAAAGCAGAUUCUGGGCAGGAUUUGCAACCGACCCUAACCUCUCUGAGUUGGAUGUCUAUUCAUUGAUGAAGAGAGAUUCGACGAGACAAAAUAGUGACACUGAAGACCAUGGUGAUGAAAGUAAUUCUUCACGCACAAAAAGAAAAUGUCGGGAAGUCUGUGAAAGCAAAACUGUCACGAGGAACGGGAAUAAAAUACAGCGUUGGAAUUGGAAAAUGAACAGAAAGUUAAAACGUCAAGCUAAACAUGACCCUAUGUGGGAUGAACUUCGGGAAGAGCUUAAAGAAUGGCAAAAGCUUUCUAAUUCAGAGGAAAUACCCGAGGAGGAGAUACAGGGCAUACUUGACGACAUGGAACAGAUGCUUAGGAAGGAACUAGAGAAGGUGAAUAAGGAGGAAAUAGGAGAGGUGGAAAUAGAAGAGGACAUACUUGAGGACAUGGAACAGAUGCUUAGGAAGGAACUAGAGAGGUUGAAUAAGGAGGAAAUAGGAGAGGGGGAAAUAGAGGAGGACAUACUUGAGGAUAUGGAACAGAUGCUCAAGAAGGAAAUAGACGAGCUGGAUCUGGAGGAAAUAGAAAAGCUGCUUGAGGGAGACAUAGAGGAGGACAUGCUUGAGGAGAUAGAAAAGUUGCUUAAGGAGGAGCUACAAGACAUACUUGAGGAUAUGGAGAAGGGGCUUGAGGAGGAAGAAGAGGUGCUCAAGGAGGAUGAUCCAGAGGAGAUAUUUGAGGAUACAGAAAUACUUGAGGCGAUAAGGCAGAUACUCCAGGAGGAGAAGGCUCAAAUGCACUCUAAAAGAAGGUGGGGAAAGAAUGCAUGGAAGUCCAUCAUUCGGGAGCAUAAGGAGAGAAAGGCUGACAAAAGGGCCGAAAAAAAACUGAGGAAACGGCAAUUAAUCUCUACAAAACGGAAAGAGGAGAGAAAGACCCAAAGAGAAGCUGAAAACAGGUGGGUCAGUAGGGUAAAGAGAAAUAUCAUGCAUCGACAUGAGGAGAGAAAGCAUCAAAGAAAAUCUGAGGACUAUAAGUUUAGGAUAGCUGAACAAGAAAGGAGAAAGGAGGCAAAAAGAUUUCUUAAGGAAGAAAAGGAAAGGAGGGCCCAAUCAAAGGCUAGAAAAGAUAGGCUGGAGAAGGAAAUGAGAUUGAAAAGGAAGCAAGAGCACAAGAAGAGAAAGGCUUUAGAACGAGAAAUGAGAAAGGAGGCAAAAAGAGCUUUUAAGGAAGAAGAAAAGGAAAGGAAGGCCCAAAUAAAGGCUGAAGAAGACAAGAUGAGGAAUGAAAGGAGAUACAAGAUACAGCAAGAACGCAAGAAGAGGAGGGCUCUAGAAAGCCUUGAAAUACGGAGGAUAAAUCGUGAAUUACGGGAGAUGGUGAGAAGGAAAAAAGACUUAGAUAUGUAUAAAUUACCCCUAAAUUCUGUAGAAGCCCUAAUUCUUGAAUACAUUUGGUCCUUCUUGGAAGAACCUGCAUUGCUCUCUUUGUAUCUGAGACAUCCUACAAAUCCCAAUUACAACCUGAAUGUUCUGGAGGAGCGUUGGAAAAACAGGAAAAAAGAUAGAAAGGCACAAGGAACUUCCAGCAGCCCCCCAACUGCUUUCGGUCCACUAGCCUUAGGCACAACCCCCAGUAGUCUUGAGCCAGCACAUGUCCACUUGAGUAUCCAGUCCACAUUCCAGGGCCAGGCAGCUUCCAGCAGCCCCCCAACUGCUUUUGGUCCACCAGCCUUGGGAGCUUCCAAGGAGAGUGAACUUCCAGCAGCCCCCCACUGCUUUUAG